Talaromyces proteolyticus is the source of this 2177-nucleotide messenger RNA. RefSeq lists its product as uncharacterized. Bases 53 to 1882 code for a protein of 609 amino acids. The transcript is spliced from 2 exons. Gene Ontology annotation, molecular function: DNA-binding transcription factor activity, RNA polymerase II-specific; sequence-specific DNA binding; zinc ion binding. The record is from RefSeq and is a predicted model, not a curated record. Lineage: Eukaryota; Fungi; Ascomycota; Eurotiomycetes; Eurotiales; Trichocomaceae. Gene Ontology annotation, biological process: positive regulation of transcription by RNA polymerase II.
GUUGGGUUUUCCCCUUCAUCACUCGGCUGAAUUUUGAGCGAUACGCCAUGUAAUGUCUGCUGCUAGGGUAUACGAGAUUCCUGUGUGCACGCGAUGUCACAGCAAGAAAAUCCGGUGCGACCCUGGCCGUCCACGCUGCAGCCCCUGCGCACGAGCCGGAACAGCGUGCGAAUAUGUCCUGUCUCCUGGCUCUUCUGUUUGCUCUUCGCGUGAACACAUCUGUGAUUUAGAGAGUCGAUUGCAUAUGCUCGAAAUUGAUCUCGCGCUGUCACAGCUGGCCCAGAAACAUGCGCCUUCAGCGAGCAGCGGAAGCACCUUGAAGCUAACCACCGUGGUAAAGCUAAUUAGAAACUACUUUUGCUAUUCGCAGUUUCCAUACCCAAUCCUCAUCGAAGAUGAGUUUAUCAAACAGGUUGACCAAAUCCGUUCAAACCAUGGCGAUCUAUAUGCCAACGCGGAUACCAUCCCCGACAAGGUCUUUUUCAUGAUAAACAUGGCUAUGUCGAUCUCAUUAUUAUCGUUGAUUGGCCGUACGCCCAGAGCAGACUCACUGGCAGAAUAUGCAUAUACUAGAGCGAUGAAUCGGCUUGGUCGGAUACUUGUGGCCCCAAAAGAUGAUGAGACGGUGCAGUGCGUGCUGUUGCUGGUCCUGUAUUCGAUGCGACAUGACACUGACCUUGUAUCUCCGGGGUGCAUGUCAGAAAUGGCCAUACAGAUAUGCUUGAACCUGGGAUUUCAUAGCGAGGGCCACUCUUCGGAAAGUCGAAGGUGGCUUUAUUUAACCGCCUGGUCCAUGGAUCAAUGCUUCAAAGCAGUCUCAGUUAAUCCCGAUAAUCAAGUAUAUGCUCAGUUUCAUGCGGACGGGCAUUAUGGGCGAAAAUUAAUGCAUUAUAUCCAGCUGCAGAAAAUUAUCCAGAAAAUACGUUCGGAAUUAUACAUAUCUGGCAUCUUUCAAAGAGAAAUCAAAGACAGUCAUAAAGACCCAACCCAGUUUAUUGUCAAUACAACUCAGCAGCUGGAAGAAUGGAAACUGCAGACUCAACACCUGGAUGCUAUGGAACCAUACACAGCUAGUUGGUGGCAUCUAUGGUACCUGACCGCGGAACUACAUCUGAGUCGCCCAUUUUUGAAACAUCCUACCCGCGACCUAAUCCAAUUACAACGAUGCUACUCAGUAUCCACUGCAAUAAUCGACAUUUCCUUCACACAAAUAUAUAUUCGAUCCCACUUCCUAGCCACAUACUCGUGGAACGAUGCCCACAACAUCAUCCUAGCCGGGGCCACUCUUCUAUACAUCGUGUACAUCUCCAAAGAAAUGCUGGAGAAAGAUAUGCCAUUUAUCAGGAGACGCAUCACACAAUGGAACGCGGUUGUUAAGAGAAUUUUCGAGCACUGGCCGAGAGUAGCCAGAGCACAGAUGUUGCUACAAUGCUUGGCAACGCACACCCUACAGAGAUUCCUUCCACGUGGGACAGGCGCCCUGUUGGAAGAGGAGAGACAGAGGCCUUCUAAAAGGUCUAGAAUGAUGUCCAGCUCACAGCUAGACUGCCAGAGAUCUGUCUCGGCUUCUCCAGAAGAGGAAAGGUCUAGCGAUUUACCUAUCCCUGUUGCCAAAGUGCGAUCUAUUAUUUCACAAGACAAGUUGAAUACCCAGAAUACGGCCAGUAGUGGAUUUGCCAAUGAGGAAGAAGUCCUACUUCCUUCACAAAGCUUUAUAUCCGAGAAUACUUUAUGGAUUCUUUCCAUCAUUUUAGGGAUAAACUCAUCCGAAAACUUAUACGAAGGCUAUAUGGCGCAAUCAUCUGAUGGGACAGAUGAUUAUCAUAUUUUAAUGAGGCUCUUAGAUGAGCUGCAUCUAAGGAUGAAUUUGGUUUUAUGGUGAAUUAUUAUUUAUCUAAGCAGUGCUCUGAUUUUGGAAACUUUGCGAGAAUAGUUUCCUAUAAGAUACAGCCCAUUGUGUUGACACAGUAGGAUUCAAUGUAGCAUGAUAUUGCAAACUGAUAUCGUAGCUGUUAUAAACCCUUUUUUUCCCAGUCAAUUUUGAUCACCCACAUGUAUCUGGUAUACCCCAGCAAACAGUCUGUUCAUGAGUUGACACUAAUUGGUAUUGAUCAAUUGACUGUGUACUUAAUUCCUUCUGGUAGUUGAUUCAACCACUCCAGAUUCUUUAAUAGAAA